CUGCUUCAGGGGAGCGGCUUUCCGUAGAGCUGGUCUCCAGGAGUUGCCAGGCGUAAAGAUGGCGGCCUCCGUACGGACUCUUUCAGCGGCAGCAGGUCUGUCUUUCCACGGCUUGGGUGGGGAGCUCCAAGGAUGGGACCCGCUGGCAGGAACACACGCCAUGCACGGGACAGGGUGACUUUUGUGGUGAAGGUGUGAAGAAGGCACCCGAAGUGGAGGAGCCGCUUUGGAUGGCAUGCCCGGAAUUGCUCCUCCUUGUCGGUGCCGGUGCUCAGAGGGUAGACUGCUCCUGACCAUGGAGGUUCCACUUAGCCCCUCCAACAACGAAUAGCUGCAGAUAGACCAAUAAUCUGUACAGUUGUCUAAGACGAUCUGGCUUGCUGGAUGAAGCCCUGUUUGGGGUCAUCUUCUCAUCCAGCCUUGUCUUUCCAACAACUGGUGUGACGCUGCACAUUAGCACGGCAUGAGAGUGAUAGCCAACUGCCACCGUCUGUCCGCAGCAUGCGAUGCUUAACGGGAUAAUACUUCUGAACAUGGAGAGGGGUCUACUUAACUGUGUGGCUUACAGCUGCUGAUGGAUCUCUCUGCUGAACUGGGUGCAAUCUGAAUGCAGCGCUUAAUACGAGGGCUUCUCACCAGGUUGCCAAACCCAACGCGAACCAUACGGACACUGUCUGCUUCCUGUUCCUUGACCCAGAAGGCUCCACGGUCUUUGUGGAAACUGGGGCGCCUGAACCACGUGGCCAUUGCAGUGCCCGAUCUGGAGAAAGCCAAGUCUUUGUACAAGGAUGUGUUUGGCGCUCAGGUGAGCGAGACGAUCCCUCUUCCUGAGCACGGCGUCUACACAGUGUUUGUGGAGCUCGGGAACACCAAGCUGGAGCUGCUGCACCCCCUUGGUGAGAAAAGCCCCAUCACUGGCUUCUUGAAGAAGAACAAAGAUGGAGGGAUGCACCAUAUCUGCAUUGAGGUGGACAGUAUUACAGAUGCCAUCGCUGACCUGAAGGAGCAGAAAAUCCGUGUGUUGAGUGAAGAGGCCAAAAUAGGUGCCCAUGGGAAACCGGUGGUUUUCCUCCAUCCAAAAGACUGUGACGGAGUCCUGGUGGAGCUUGAGGAAGCCUGAGCCGAGAUCCUAAUACCUGGAACUGUACAUUUAUAACCACGUGAUGGGGAACACGGUACAAAUCCUGGGGUGCAUUUUCUGUGCUUAAAAAUGGCUAGAUCUCCUUUUUAUUGAUUUCUUAAGAGCAUCACAAUGAGUUUUCCUUGAGAAGGAAAAUUAAAAAUUGAAUGACUGAUUUUUCUUCUUCUUCAUUUGGAGAGGUGCCUUCUGUUGAGUGAACCCACCAAGAUAAUUUUUCUUCCUGGUCGGUUUCAUUUCCUUCAGUCCUUUGGACUGCACAAUUGCACAGCAAGCUGUGUGCAAAGGUUUUGUUCCCCCCCUGCCCCGGUUGCCUCACAACUCCUGGGCAUAAUUUUGCAUUCCAUUUGGUAGAUUUCUAGGUCAUCCUCCAUCAUUUUGCUCUAUAUUUGUGAGCGAGAAAGGAGGCGAAGGAGAGGAGUCGGCUUUUCAAUAAUCACUCUAGUAUUCCCUUAAGAAAUCAGCCGGCAAGGAAUCAUCCUAUUUUCUGUAUUUGCCAUUCCAAGGACUGGCAUCAUGUUGAUUGGUUCACUCAAUAAUAAGAUCCUUGUGUUGUCGUAGGGGUGUCCGUGAUUGCUAAGCAACCCUCCUCUACCGUUGACAAUUGCUGCCAAUCUGUAAAACCCCAUGGUUGUACUGCUGCCCAGGAUAUACAAAUGUGCCAAAAAAAGGGGGGGGGGGUCUGGAGGAAUCCUGCUAAUAUGUGUUACGCUUGUUUUAAAUUAUUGUUGAUUUAUCUUGAGGUUUUUGUUUCUUCUGCCUAAUUUAACAAAUAGUGACUGAUGAGAAGAAACACUUUCCUACAUCAAAACAAGGUGUCCUGCUUAAUGUAUGAAAUGGCAAAGAUUUCUCAGUAACAAAUGCUUGCCCUACUGAUCUUCGAGUCCCUUUGGCUGGUGUCUGUACUACGGUCUUCCACUUGCUUUAACAGGUGUUCACUGAAACCCAGACAGUACUACUCAAGAAUUACUCUAAAGGACUAUUUAAUUUCAGUAGCACUGUCCAGGUGUAGUUUUCUCUGGAUGUCAGCCACUCUUUCUUUCCAUGGAACAUCCCUGGGAUUUUAUUCUCAUUUCUUAAUUUAAGGAGCCAAGUGUCUAGCCCUCAUGAAGUAAAUUUUGAAAAGGUCACCACAAAAACAUUUUUAUGGACCAGAAAUAUAUGCGGUGGUCACCCAGUUUAAACACACUUAAUGCAGGGAUUCUCAAACUUGGGUCUGUAGAUAGUGUUGGACUACAACCCCGUCUUCCCCAGCCUUGAGCCAUUGUGGCUGGGGAUGAUGGGAGUUGUAGUCAACAACACCUGGGGACCCCAGUUUGAGAACCCCUGCACUGAAUUCUUAACACCUUUUGAGCUUCAUUCAAAGAGCUCCCAAAGUUCCCUGGGAAGAGGAAAUAUCUUGACCAAACUACAAUUUUCAGCACUCCUUGUGGGGGAGGCUUUAACUAUUAAACCACUACCAAACUGGUAAUUUUUUAGUCUAUAUGUGUACCCAUAGGAUCUCGGGACACAUUCCAGCUGAGAAGUUCUCCAAAAUCCCAUUGAACUGUCAUGCUCUUAUAUGCAUCUCCUGUUCAUCUUAAUGGGGAGUGUGCAAUAUAUCAUAUCCUUUAUCUUUACGUACUUAUUUUAAGAACAAGCAUCCUUUUUGAAUUCUAGUCCCUUGGAAUAUCACAUUUAGUAUACUUCAAGCCCUCCUGGGAACACUUUACUCUCUUUAUAAUAGCAUCCACUUGUAUGAAAUGGAAAUUUAAGUAGGUUUAUUAUGUGUUUUCUGUUUGUACAACCCAGCAAGUGUCUUACUGAGCUGUGAGUCAGAUAUAAUCAGUCCUUUGAUGACUUUGAAAGCUUAUGCCCUGAGAGGGAAAAACCCAGCUCAAAACUUGACCAUUAUUUUGCAUGGAUUGAACUGUGUAUUAGUGGUGAUUAGUUUUGUACAAAUACAAAGGUUAUCUUCCUUAUGAAAGAAAGCUAUAUGAAUUAAGAGAAAUUAAUGUUCAA
This is a messenger RNA of Hemicordylus capensis (graceful crag lizard), 3139 nucleotides long. RefSeq names its product methylmalonyl-CoA epimerase (gene MCEE). The record is from RefSeq and is a predicted model, not a curated record. Gene Ontology annotation, molecular function: methylmalonyl-CoA epimerase activity. The transcript is spliced from 3 exons. Gene Ontology annotation, biological process: L-methylmalonyl-CoA metabolic process. Gene Ontology annotation, cellular component: mitochondrion. NCBI's taxonomy places the organism in Eukaryota, Metazoa, Chordata, Lepidosauria, Squamata, Cordylidae. Bases 608 to 1120 code for a protein of 170 amino acids.